UGCGGGUGUUGUGUUGGCAUUCUGCGCGUGACAUUUCCCUAACCUCGAAAAUCGCCGGUUGUGUUUGGACGCGUCCUUAAACACUCUCGUUUCCCGCUUGGUUUGUGCCCCUUUAUCAUUCUGCGCCCCCGUUGGGUGUCCCCCAGUGCGUGCGCCCCCGUGUAGCGCCUUUUCGUGCGUUCUUAACGCAAUUGUGCGUGAAACCAACCGGUCGACCAUUUUGUCAUUCAAGAAGUCAACAAUGUCCGAUAAACCCGCGGCCAAAAAAGCAAAAACCGGCGACGAAGCCAACAAUUUGGACGAUUCGAACGCCGAGGCCGAAAUGGACUCGGCCAUAAUCGAACUGGAGUCGUGCCACAACGACCUGGACAAGCUCAACGAGAAGGAAAACGAGGAGGUUAUCGCCUUGGACCAGAAGUACAGGAAGUUGCGACAGGAGUGCUACGACAGACGCAGCAAAAUCAUCGAGAAAAUCUCCGAUUUCUGGUUCACCGUUUUCACGGGACACCCAGACUUGUGUAAUAUUUUGACGGAGGAGGAGGAGGAUUGUUUACACUAUUUGAGGAAGCUUGAGGUGGACAUGGCUGAUAACAACUCCGGCUACAGCAUCAAGUUCUACUUCAAGGAGAAUCCGUAUUUCGAGAACGAUCUUCUCGUUAAGGAGAUUUCGUACAAACAGGACAAAAUGGCUUCGGAAAGCACCAAAAUCAAGUGGCUGAAGCCGCAGAAGAAGCCGGCGGGGAAAACCCCGGGGAAGAAGCGGACAAAGGACGAGCCCAAGUCAUUCUUUGGCUGGUUCAGCAGUAACGAUGAUCCGGCCAAUGAUAAAAUCGCCGAAAUUAUUAAGGACGAUGUGUGGGCUAACACUCUCCAGUAUUAUUUGCCUGAUCCAGACAUGGAGGGAGAGGAUGAUAGUAAUGAGAGUUCGGAAGGAGAGGACGAGGGAGAGGAGACUAACGGGGACAAGACUGCACAAGCGUCAGGAGAUGGGACUUCAUCAAAUUAAUUAUGUAGUAGAAUAGCUCAUUGUAUUUUUUUUAAUUUUUAUCGAGGGUCAGUCUCAGUUAGAUUAAGAAAAUUCGAUUACAUUAUUAAGUUCUUGUGUAUUUAUGUGACGUUUGUGGAAAAAUAAAUCUUUUCUAUGAC
Tribolium castaneum (red flour beetle) is the source of this 1146-nucleotide messenger RNA. RefSeq names its product Set (gene Set). The transcript has a single exon. Gene Ontology annotation, biological process: nucleosome assembly. Gene Ontology annotation, molecular function: chromatin binding; histone binding. Lineage: Eukaryota; Metazoa; Arthropoda; Insecta; Coleoptera; Tenebrionidae. Gene Ontology annotation, cellular component: nucleus; chromatin. Bases 242 to 1006 code for a protein of 254 amino acids. The record is from RefSeq and is a predicted model, not a curated record.